Talaromyces proteolyticus is the source of this 560-nucleotide messenger RNA. RefSeq lists its product as uncharacterized. The transcript is spliced from 2 exons. Bases 177 to 482 code for a protein of 101 amino acids. NCBI's taxonomy places the organism in Eukaryota, Fungi, Ascomycota, Eurotiomycetes, Eurotiales, Trichocomaceae. The record is from RefSeq and is a predicted model, not a curated record.
AUUAAGCUACGACUUCUUUUAUUCCUUACUUCUAACUUGCAAUUGCGCCUACUCUGAUAUCAAUGUCUGUUAUUUAACAAAAUCUUACUGGAGGAAUAGUCUAUUUGGACGUGGAUUUUCCUCGGGUUUCAUUUGAUGUACAUUUGCAAUUGCUGCCCCAGUCUUCGACUUAUUUUAUGCCUUUACUUCCGGAUGAGAGUAUCAAAACCAUCGCUAGGCGCCGAAUCCGCUUUCCCGGUGAAGAUUCUGAUGUAUUCACCGAACUUAUACACUGGAUCUAUCGUAGAGAAUUCUCCAGCAUGUCGUCCUUUCAGGAAACUCUAUUCUUAUUUAAGCUCUGGAUACCAGCUGGCAGAUUCGAGAUGCUCGACAUGCAGAACUCGAUGAUGUCAGCCAUCUUGGAAACCAUCCUUGCAAAUCCUGAGACGUCCUUACUAAUUACAGCAAUCGAUCAUGUAUACUCUCACACACUGCGUGGGUAGGUGUUGCGGCUCUUAGUAGGAGAUAUAUAUAUUAUCUACGAAAUAUUUCUCAAGCCCCGUUCUUAUCGGAAAAGCGUC